Mesorhabditis belari is the source of this 666-nucleotide messenger RNA. NCBI's taxonomy places the organism in Eukaryota, Metazoa, Nematoda, Chromadorea, Rhabditida, Rhabditidae. The record is from the annotation of a GenBank genome assembly.
AUGCUUGGCUGUGUGGAGACCAAACGAAGACCGAAAAGGCUUGCAGCGAUGCGACAAACUAACAACAACAACAAUGCUGUCACCACAGGGUUUAUUAGCAAAAGGAAAAAAGUGCUAGAAGAUUCCAAUCAAAAUCAGAAGAUCACCAAAUUCUUCGCUGUGCGUCGUAGCAGUCGCAAGACUGGCAAACAACUGGAGGAAGAAGAGAUUUGCCACCUACGUGAUGCUGUACAUUCAUGCUGCAAUGAGAAAUUGCUGGAUAUCUACACUUGUCCGAUCAAAGGGAGAGGAAUAAAAGCCGGUUCUUCUUUUAAGAAAAACGAGUUCGUUGUUGAAUAUAAAGGUGACAUGAUAGAUUACACCGAGGCAAAGGAAAGAGAGAUGGAAUAUGCGAAAAACCCAAACCUUGGAUCAUAUAUGUAUUUUUUUGAAUACAAGAACAAAAAAUGGUGUGUUGAUGCUACCGUCGAGACCAAGUAUAAAGGAAGACUUAUCAAUCAUUCUGCCUUGAGACCAAAUUUGAAGACGAAGGUUGUUGAAGUCGACAGCAGUCACCAUUUAAUUUUAAUAGCGAAAAGGGACAUCGAGGAAGGCGAAGAACUGCUCUACGAUUAUGGAGACCGUGAUCCCCUAAACAUCGCUCAUUCUCCGUGGCUUGUAAAUUCU